AAGCCCUCGUUCCCAAUGGUGGAUGCACUGUGCCACAUGGAUAGGAUAUACGUGAGGAUCCUAAAGAACGCUGUCAACGACACCCGAGCUUGGAGACACUUGUACUUCGGGAACUGUCGCGUCAAUGCAGCUCGAGGUCUUCACUAUUACUUCCUCUAUCCUAUUACAAGCUGUGGAUUAAAACCGCAGGUCCUGAAUGACUCCAUAGUGUUCACAAACUUGGUUCGUUACCUGCGUAAAUUCACAACCCAGAGCAACAUCACACGAACGCCGACCCUUACCGUGCCAGUGACCUGCAAAUACCCGCGGUAUCACAGAACUUACGAUGUUGGCAUUCACCCAAUUCUUGGACGCAACUACACGAUGUCCCCUCCCACCAGAGGAUCCAUGGUUCUCGUUGUGUUGGAUGCAAACUGGGCUCCACUUGGCACUGGGGCACACUUUAAACUUGGCGAAGGUAUGCACUUUGAGGUCCGAGCUGGUGGUGGUCAAAGAGUUUUUGCCAAUCGCUGUUGGAUCACUCCCUCUGACAAACCCAGUACUACGCUUCUCUUCACACCGAUCAAAAACUACGGCUGUAUGGUGGACAGUGUGAACAGUAGCCUGUCCCACUACCAUGCUCCCACAGACCUUUCUACCCUGAGGUUUGUCAUUGAGGCCUUUGUUUUUCCCUCCAUGCCUGCAGAACAGGCGCUCUCCGUCUAUUGCGAGGUCACUGUUGCGGCCACUGCGACUUUUUACAGGAAGGCCUGCACGUACGACCGGACGUCUGACAUGUGGCAUGAGUUGGACCGUAGAAACGACGCUCUUUGUCUCUGCUGUAAAAGCGUUUGUCCAGACCCCCCCAGUACUGCAACCCCUGCCAAUAAAGUUUCCACUGAGCCUUUCCUGAGCUGGGAUACAAGUGCGGGCAGCCAGGACCACGCCACGUCCUGGCCGGAAAACGGUAUCCAGUACGAGCCCAAUUUUAAUGGGAAUUUCCCACAGGAGUGGGCUGAGGAACCAUAGGGGUAUGUUAAAUAAGUGAAUAAAAACAACUUGUCCCAGUCUA
Molecule: messenger RNA, 1051 nt
Organism: Anguilla anguilla (European eel)
Lineage: Eukaryota; Metazoa; Chordata; Actinopteri; Anguilliformes; Anguillidae
Gene: zp3c
Product: zona pellucida glycoprotein 3c
Exons: 9
Coding region: 16-1008 (330 amino acids)
Biological process (GO): binding of sperm to zona pellucida; positive regulation of acrosome reaction; egg coat formation
Cellular component (GO): extracellular matrix
Molecular function (GO): acrosin binding
Source: RefSeq, a predicted model, not a curated record